ACCAGAUCACCUCGCAGUUUGGGUCGUCUGGAGUCGAUGAACCCUCCCUUUUCUGUGUUUCUCUCCAGAACGACGCGAAGUUUACCAGAAGGGAACCCCAUUCUCGCCGUCUUCUACAUUCCCUUGCGACUACUCGGCGCCGGACGCGUCAGUGGCUCCUUGGGCCUGCAUUGUUGCGGCUGCCGAGCCCCAUUGGCAAGGCGGAAACACCGAAGCUAUCCAGCUCGGACUAUUAUUACUAUUCACCACCUGGACUGUGAACUAGACUAGCUAUCGUCCUCGCUGUCCUCCUUUUUCUGUUCCGAUUUUCUCCCCUUCUACUUCUUGACAUUGAUCCAAGUACGCUGAGGUGCCCCGGGUCACGAUCGCCGGGAGAGCUCCUCGUCCAUUCAUUCACGGCUGACGAACCUCCACCAUGGCUGAUCCCAUCGAAUCCGCCAAGAGCGAACUGAGACAGCAGGGCGCGGUUGAGACCGCCGAACGAGCCGCUCAGGAUCCCCAAUCCAACGUGCGACCGGAAAAUGUCGAGAACGUCCUGAUAGAGGAGAGCAGGAAAGCUGGUGCGCCAGCUUUCCAGUUCGAUCCAGAUGCACCCCCAGAGGAGAAGGCCGCGCUGGCCAAAUCGCGUCUCCCUCCAGGAUUUAGGGAUCGGAAACCCAAAGGCAUUGCUGUAGCCACAGAUAUCGAUGAUGGCACACCCGACAAGUACGAUCUACCACCGCCCAGCAAAGGCGCUGAGAUGGCCGUCACGCCUACGACGCCAGCCAACGGAGAGGCGAAAGGUGCUCCCGCAGAGAUGACAGAUGACUUGCGAUACGCGCGCGACCGUACCGGCUGGGCUCCCCGCUUCGAGAUCCAGAAGCCCGAGGGCGAAGAGGAGGCCACGUUACUUGACCACCAGGACUUCCUGGAAAGUAAACUGGACGAUAAGUUCUUUGGAGACUGGUACCAUAAUGCUGCGGUGAUCGUCUUUGCCUGUCUGAUGUCCUGGGUGGUCGCUGUCCUCGGUGGAGGACUGGCCUGGGUUUUUAUCGUCAUGGCUGCAUGUAGUACUUACUACCGCACAUCCAUUCGCCGCGUCCGCCGUAACUUCCGCGACGAUGUCUACCGUGAGAUGGCCAAGCAGCGUCUGGAGACCGACACUGAAAGCUUGGAGUGGAUCAACAGUUUCCUGGUUAAGUUCUGGCCCAUCUACGCCCCGGUUCUCUGCGACACCAUCAUCAACUCGGUCGACCAGGUGCUCAGUACCGCUACUCCUGCAUUUCUCGACAGUCUCCGCUUGAAGACCUUUAUCCUGGGCACGAAGCCCCCGCGUCUCGAGCACGUCAAGACGUACCCCAAGACCGAGGUCGACACCGUGAUCAUGGAUUGGAAGUUCAGCUUCACGCCCAACGAUGUUAUGGACCUGACGGCGCGCCAGAUCAAGGACAAGGUCAACCCCAAGGUCGUUCUGGAGGUCAGAGUCGGAAAGGGUGUUGUCAGCAAAGGUCUCGACGUUAUCGUGGAGGACUUCGCCUUCUCCGGUUUGAUGAGAGUCAAGGUCAAGCUGCAGAUCCCCUUCCCGCACAUUGAGCGAGUGGAUGUUUGCUUCUUGGAGCGCCCGGACAUCGACUACGUUUGCAAACCUCUCGGUGGUGACACCCUCGGAUUCGACAUCAACUUCAUCCCCGGUCUCGAGUCCUUCAUUAAGGAGCAGAUCCACGGUAACCUCGCCCCGAUGAUGUACGCUCCCAAUGUCUUCCCGGUCGAAAUCGCGAAGAUGUUGGCUGGUAACCCGGUCGACCAGGCCAUUGGUGUCGUUGCAGUUACCCUCCAUGGAGCCCGUAAUCUAAAGAACACUGAUAACUUUGCGGGUACUCCUGAUCCGUAUGCGGUCGUCUCGAUCAAUAAUCGCACUCCGCUCGGACGCACCAAGACGGUUCAGGGCAAUGCUAACCCGAAGUGGAACGAGACAAUCUACGUUAUCGUCACUUCUCUCACGGAUGCCCUCACGAUUCAGGUCUACGAUUUCAACGAGUUCCGAAAGGACAAGGAACUCGGAGUGGCAAACUUCGCUCUCGACCAACUGGAGGAGGUACCGGAGCAUGAGAAUGUCACCCUAGAAGUCAUGGCCAGUGGCCGUUCGCGAGGUGCCGUUAUGGCUGAUGUCCGUUUCUUCCCUGUCCUGGAAGGAAGAACAAACGACGCCGGUCAACUCGAGCCGCCGCCAGAGCUCAACAGCGGUAUCGCACGAUUCACGAUCGAGCAGGCCAAGGACCUGGAUGGCUCCAAGAGUAUGGUCGGCGCUCUGAACCCAUACGCUGUCCUCUUGCUCAACGGAAAGGAGAUCCAUAUCACCAACAAGCUGAAGCGCACCAACAACCCGAUCUUCCAGAACGCGUCCAAGGAAUUCCUCGUCACUGAUCGCAAGUCCGCGCGACUGGGUCUCGUCAUCAAGGACGACCGAGGCAUUGUGACUGACCCGAUCAUUGGUCGCUACCAGAUCAAGUUCAAUGAUAUGAUGAAGCUGAUGGCGAAGGGCCACGAAUGGUUCCAUCUUUCAGGCGCCAAGACCGGUCGCGCCAAGAUGAAGCUUGAGUGGAAGCCUGUCGCGCUCAGAGGCAUUGCUGGCGGUGCUGGUUACAUGGACCCUAUCGGUGUUAUGCGGCUGCAUCUGCAGAGCGCCAAUGACCUCCGGAACCUGGAGACUAUGGGCAAAUCCGACCCUUACGUGCGUGUCUUGGUCAACGGCUUGGAGAAGGGCCGUACUGUCACUUUCAAGAACAAUCUCAACCCUGACUGGGAUGAGGUUGUUUACGUGCCUAUCCACAACAACCGUGAAAAGAUUACCCUGGAGGUCAUGGAUGAGGAGACUCUUGGCAAGGAUCGCUCACUUGGUUUGGUGGACCUGUCCGCGGGAGACUACGUCCGCCAAGACGAGACUGGAGAGUAUGAAAUCGACGAUGAGAAGCAGCUCAUCAAGAGCGGACUCACUCUAGGCCGCAGUGGCAUCAAGGGUUACCUCAACUACACGGUUGCAUUCUACCCGGCCCUCCAUGUUGUUGACCCGGCAGAAGAAGCCGAGAAUGAAGAAGAGGGAGCGGAAGAGCCCAAUGGCUCUAGCACUGACGGAGAGUCUAAGCGCACCAAGAGCCUUCACUCGAAGAACCCCAGUGAAGUCUCGAGGCCCAAGAGCGCUGUCUCUACGGAGGCACCCAAACUCAAUGGUGACAGUCAGGCAGCCCUCGAGCCAAAGAGUCCUGCAAUCCUUGAGCCAAAGAGCCCCGGCCUGGAGCCCCCGAGUCCCAGAACAGAUGCAGAUUCCGAUACUGCGUCGAUUCUGUCGACCAAGUCAGUACCAAAGGUCUACCUUUCUGCGCAGGAUCUGCCUCAGUACCAGUCCGGUUUCCUGGUGUUCAAGAUUAUCCAUGGCGAGCUUUCGCAUUCCAAUGUGCAGCUCGAAGUCCUUAUGGACGACCAUCUAUUCGCUGAUUAUACAUCCGCUAAGGUUCAUUCGAAAUCUGUCAACUUCGAAGACUUCGGCGACGCAUUUGUGCGUGAACUCGACGCUUCCAAGAUUACUCUUCGCCUUGUAGAGAAGACCGACAAGGAGGGCGAUGAUAAUCACACUAUUGCCAAAUUGACAGGAGAGACGUUGCCUACGUUGCAGCGCUGCUUGUAUACCCCCACGGAGCUUACCCUCCGGUCUGACGAGGGUGCUGUCAGCAAGGUUACCGUCAGCCUCCGUUACAUCCCCGUCAAGAUGGAUCUCGAUCCUCGCGAGAGUAUCAACAACUCUGGAACGCUCCGCGUGGACGUGCUCGACGCCGCCGAUCUGCCAUCUGCGGACCGCAACGGCUACAGUGAUCCUUACUGCAAAUUCAAGCUGGCGGGUAAGGAGGUCUACAAGACCAAGGUGAUGAAGAAGACUCUUCAUCCGGCCUGGAACGAGUUCUUCGAGACCCCCAUUAAGUCUCGCAUUGGCGCAGAUCUCCGCUGUGAUGUCUACGACUGGGACUUUGGUGAGAAGGCCGACUAUCUGGGUGGUACUGGUGUCGACCUUGAACAGCUGGAGCCAUUCAAGAACCAGGAGGUUUCCCUGCCUUUGGAUGGGAAGUCUGGUGCCAUUCGCCUGAGAAUGCUGUUCAGGCCAUCCUACGUGACCCGUUCGCGCAUGGGAAGCUCCACGUUCUCUGGAACGUUCGCCACUCCAGGCAAGAUUGUCGGUGCACCCGUUAAGGGCGUCACUGCUGUCGGAGGUGGUGUCAUUAAGGGCGCCUCUUUCCUCAAGCGCGGAGUGAUGGGCAUCGGAGGUCGCAAGAAGGAGGCCGCCGAACAGGUCGAUGAAGAUGAUUCCAAGUCGAUCCGCACAACUAACGGAGUGGAACCGCCUAGUCCGCCGUCUCAGCCCAAUACAUCACAAGUUGACGGUGCUGCUGCUGCUGCUGCCACCGCCGCCGCCGCUGCUGGCGCUGCUGGCGCAGCUGGUGUUGGUGCCACUGGUGCCACUCUGGUAGAAUCCACGUCCAGUUCGACUCAGCGACAGCACAGCCGGACUCGUAGUAUCGCAUCUCAGUUCGGCGACCGACUUGGUGUCGGCGGCAAGGGUGACGCCGGUACAGCUACGUUCACUAUUGUCUCAGCCAAUGGCUAUCCUGCCAACACCAACGUCCGUGUGCACGUUAAGGCGCUUGGAGCCAAGGGCGCCAAGGAGGUGCACAAGACGAAAGCUAUCAAAGCCAACAGUGCUGGUGAGGUCCAGUUCGACGCGAGCAAGGAGACUUUCAGCGUCUCCAACACUUCGGCUGAAGCUCAGUAUCAGCUUCACGUGGUCGACCAUGUGACGUUUGGUUCGAGCCCAGUCCUGGGCGAGGCGUUGUUCUUCGUUGACGACCAGGGCUCCGUCGCUGGCAAGGAGAAGUCCAUCAGGGUCGGUGAUGGCAACAUCGUCGUCAAGAGUAGUUUCACUCCCUCUGAAAGCGGAGGUAGACCCGGGACGUCAUACUCCAACCACGGCGAUGCCACUUCUGACGCCCCUGACAGUCCCGACUCCAAGAGAGCUGGACGCCGGAGCUUCCUUGGCAAGAAGAGCGUCAGCUCCGUUUACGGAGGCCAAUAAAUCUUGGUCGCCUGCAAAAAGCGACGCGAUUAUUCUGAAUGAGUGCUAAUGACUUUUGAGGUUACUAUCUAUAUACAGUUAGUUGUCCGUGGUUCCUGCGUUUGGACAGUUUGUUCUGUUCGCUACCAGCAAAGAGCGGGAUGGUUUUAAAAAAAAAGCUUGAUUUUGAAGCGAUAGAAAGGUGAUAAAAAAAGUGGGAUCGAAUUGGAUCCCACGAUACAUACAGUGUAUCUGCGCCUAUGACUCCCCUUUUGAUCAAGCGCUAGUUAGUUUUGUGUUGUUAUGUCUGUUGGCUGGCCGGGAGGUCCUAUGAUAUCCUUUAGACGCUUUUUCC
Paecilomyces variotii is the source of this 5432-nucleotide messenger RNA. Its product is annotated as putative membrane bound C2 domain protein. The coding region runs from base 416 to 5098 and encodes 1560 amino acids. NCBI's taxonomy places the organism in Eukaryota, Fungi, Ascomycota, Eurotiomycetes, Eurotiales, Thermoascaceae. Gene Ontology annotation, molecular function: lipid binding. The record is from RefSeq and is a predicted model, not a curated record. The transcript is spliced from 6 exons.